CCUGGCACAUCCAGGGCUGGAGCUCUCCAAGGUGGCACCAAUUUCUAGCCCCACUGGGCUGACCUCACCCUCCAACUUCUGAGAGGAAGGUGCGUGGAGUGAUUAGUUCUCCUGGUACUUGUCAACAGAGCCAAGUAGUAUUUCCCUCAUUAGCCCAUUAAUGCCUAUGUCUGUUCUCAACUGCAGUGAUGGUGUUGACCAAAGCAAAGCCUUGCUCUUUGGGCAUGUGCCAGUUGCUUACUUAUCUGCCCUAUAAUACCUUCAGGCUGACACAGCAGCAUGGCUGGGCCCUGAGUUGUAGAAAGGAAGCCAGUAGGAGAGGGUACAUGAUAUACCCAUUUUUGAGCAUCUGUAGCAUGAAACACUGCCUAAGAAGACAUGAGGUCCAGCCACUUCCAUACUUCUAACUCAGCCCUUCUCUCUCUGAAGGCUACAUCUCUGUCCCAGAGCCACUAAGAUUUGCUGAGGCUGGUAGAGGGUAGAGAGUGCCGAUCUACAUGACAUAUUCCCCUGCUUGAUCAAUAAGACCCAGGACUUUAUUAUUCUUCCCAGGCACCAACCGGAUCAUUAGGAACGUCAGAAGAACAGAAACCAAAGACCACACACCCACGAUCUCACGCUAUACAACUCAUCCUCCUUACUAUCCACCACCCCAAAGCAGCAACUCCUCUCAGGCAGUUAGACAGUAUCCUAGCCUGGGAAUUUAAAAAAUAUGUUUCAUUCUUAGGUCUGCCAUAAAUUCACUAUGUGAACUAGGCAAAUCACUACUUUUCUCUCUGCAUCUGGAAAUGAAGAGGUUAAUACAGAUGGUUUUUAAGCCCUUUCCAGUUUUAGGUUUCUGAGAAUGCUAAGUAUACCUUAACAUCAAAAGUGAGCCAGGACACAGCUACCUGGUAACAAUGCCAAAGAAACACCUCGAGUCAGGCACAAUGAUGCCCCUCCCUCCUCCACCGCUUCAUCUACAGUCAGGCAGAGGCAACUGGCCAUCUCUGUAGAUGGCACCAAGGGGAGGGACGGGCGCGGUAGAGAGCGUGAAGCCCCGCCCAGAGUCCAAGGUGAGACCUUCAGACUACAAAUCCCAGCAUACAGUGGCAGCUCUGAAAGGUAUCUCGCUCUUCCCCGAGUCCACAUUACAUUACACUGCAUCGCACGCAUCGCAUCACACGGAACUACGGUUCCCAGAAUCCACCAGACCCAUCGCGAUUCUUGCUCCCAGGGUGCAAUGCUCUCCCUUCGCCCUUUGGACCUCUGCGCGUUGCAAACUGGGAGCUGAAGUCCACUGCGGGCAGGUAGCUGGGCGUUGUCAGCAUUACAAACUCUUCGCCUUUGGCUUUCUCUUGGAGGGCAGUUUUCAGAGACAGUAAUCAAAAGAGCAAAUCCAAGCUCUGCUGGCUCCCCCCAAGACGGACGAGGCCGAAAAGCGGAGUCGGAAGCCUGAGAAGGAGCCCCGGAGAAGCGGCAGGGCCACCAACCACGACAGCUGCGAUAGCUGCAAAGAAGGUGGGGACCUCCUGUGCUGUGACCACUGCCCGGCCGCCUUCCAUCUCCAGUGCUGCAACCCUCCACUGAGUGAAGAGAUGUUGCCUCCUGGGGAGUGGAUGUGUCACCGGUGCACUGUUCGACGAAAGAAACGAGAGCAGAAGAAAGAACUGGGCCAUGUCAAUGGACUGGUGGACAAAUCUGGCAAACGGACUACAUCCCCCAGCAGUGACACUGACUUGUUGGACAGAUCAGCUAGCAAAACUGAACUCAAGGCCAUUGCCCACGCCCGGAUCCUGGAAAGGAGAGCCAGCCGACCUGGCACACCCACAUCCAACGCCAGCACGGAGACCCCCACCUCUGAGCAGAAUGACGUCGACGAGGACAUCAUCGAUGUGGACGAGGAGCCAGUGGCCACAGAGCCGGACUACGUGCAGCCCCAGCUGAGGCGGCCCUUUGAGCUGCUGAUCGCUGCCGCCAUGGAGCGGAACCCCACCCAAUUCCAGUUGCCCAAUGAACUGACUUGUACCACUGCACUACCAGGUUCCAGCAAAAGGAGAAGAAAGGAGGAAACCACGGGGAAAAACGUUAAGAAAACACAGCACGAGUUAGAUCACAAUGGUCUUGUUCCCUUGCCAGUCAAAGUCUGCUUCACGUGUAACAGGAGUUGUCGUGUGGCCCCUCUCAUCCAGUGUGACUAUUGCCCCCUCCUGUUCCACAUGGACUGCCUCGAGCCCCCGCUCACUGCCAUGCCCCUGGGCAGGUGGAUGUGUCCGAAUCACAUCGAACAUGUGGUGCUGAACCAGAAGAACAUGACGCUGAGCAAUCGGUGCCAGGUGUUUGACCGUUUCCAGGACACCAUUUCACAGCACGUCGUCAAAGUGGACUUCCUGAACCGAAUCCACAAGAAGCACCCUCCCAACCGCCGCGUGCUCCAGUCGGUCAAAAGAAGAAGCUUGAAGGUUCCCGAUGCCAUCAAAUCUCAGUACCAGUUCCCACCCCCUCUCAUUGCACCCGCGGCCAUUCGGGACGGGGAGCUGAUCUGUAAUGGGAUCCCUGAGGAGUCACAGACGCACCUUGUGAACUCUGAGCACUUAGCCACCCAGGCAGAGCAGCAAGAGUGGCUCUGUAGUGUUGUUGCGCUCCAGUGCAGCAUAUUGAAACAUUUAUCUGCUAAGCAGAUGCCUUCGCAUUGGGACUCUGAACAGACAGAGAAGGCUGAUAUUAAGCCUGUUAUUGUGACUGACAGCUCAAUCACCACCUCCCUGCAAACAGCUGACAAGGCACCUCCACCUUCCCACUACCCCUUGUCCUGCCCCUCAGGGCUUAGCACCCAGAAUUCCCUGAGUUGCUCUCCACCCCACCAACCCCCAACCCUAGAGGACAUCAGCUGCAGCUCUUGUGCGGAAAAAUCCAAGAAAGCCCCCUGUGGGACUGCCAACGGGCCGGUGAACACAGAGGUGAAAGCCAAUGGCCCACACCUCUACAGCAGCCCCACUGAUUCCACGGACCCCCGGCGACUUCCAGGCGCCAACACCCCCCUACCAGGCCUCUCACACCGGCAAGGCUGGCCCCGGCCCCUCACGCCACCAGCGGCUGGGGGGCUUCAGAACCACACCGUCGGCAUCAUUGUGAAGACAGAGAAUGCCACUGGCCCCAGCUCUUGCCCCCAGAGGAGUGUGGGUCUUGUCCCAAGCCUACCCCCUUCCGUUCCCAGCUCUUGUGCCAGCAUCGAGAACACCAGCACUUUGCAAAGAAAGACUGUCCAAUCCCAGAUAGGACCUCCGUUGACAGAUUCAAGGCCACUGGGCUCACCCCCAAAUGCCACCCGGGUGCUCACUCCCCCCCAAGCUGCAGGUGAUGGUAUCUUGGCCACAGGAGCCAACCAACGAUUCUGCUCACCAGCGCCAUCGUCAGAUGGCAAGGUCAGCCCCGGCACGUUAUCCAUAGGAAGCGCUUUAACCGUACCCUCUUUCCCAGCCAACUCUACUGCCAUGGUGGACCUCACCAACUCACUUCGAGCAUUCAUGGAUGUCAAUGGAGAAAUCGAGAUAAAUAUGCUGGACGAGAAGCUGAUCAAGUUUCUGGCCUUGCAGAGAAUACAUCAGCUUUUCCCCUCCCGGGUCCAAGCUUCACCGGGCAGUGUCGGGGCACAUCCGCUGGCUUCUGGAGGGCACCACACGGAAGUGCAGAGAAGGGAAGUACAGGCCCGAGCUGUGUUCUACCCCCUCUUAGGGUUGGGAGGCGCUGUGAACAUGUGCUAUCGAACCCUCUACAUCGGGACAGGAGCUGACAUGGACGUGUGCCUUACAAACUAUGGUCACUGUAACUACGUGUCCGGGAAACAUGCCUGCAUAUUCUACGAUGAGAAUACCAAACAUUAUGAGCUGUUAAACUACAGUGAGCACGGGACAACGGUGGACAAUGUGCUGUAUUCAUGUGACUUCUCUGAGAAGACCCCGCCAACCCCCCCAAGCAGUAUUGUUGCCAAAGUGCAGAGUGUCAUCAGGCGCCGCCGGCACCAGAAACAAGAUGAAGAGCCAAGUGAAGAGGCAGCCAUGAUGAGCUCCCAGGCCCAGGGGCCGCAGCGGAGACCCUGCAACUGCAAAGCCAGCAGCUCGAGCUUGAUUGGGGGCAGUGGGGCCGGCUGGGAGGGCACGGCCUUGCUGCACCACGGCAGCUACAUCAAGCUGGGGUGCCUGCAGUUUGUCUUCAGCAUCACUGAGUUUGCGACCAAACAGCCCAAAGGCGAUGCCGGCCUGCUGCAAGAUGGGGUCUUGGCCGAGAAGCUCUCUCUCAAGCCCCACCAGGGCCCCGUGCUGCGCUCCAACUCCGUUCCCUAGGACUGGCGGCCAUCCCGUCACCCGCCCGUCCACCCCACCCAAGACUCCUGCAAUGCAAAAAUGUACACAAACCAAGCCCGGGUUUUUUUUUUCUAUACUCUACCGGAAACCCUUCGACUACAAUCUUUGCAUGAAAUGAAGAAACCUUUUGACUGUUUUUUAAAAAUCCUUUUUCUUUUCUCAAGUUCUAGGGGGCAUUUGCACAUAUAUUUGUACUCAACAUUUCAUGGGAAAGCGGCAGACCGAGCUGAGGAACAGCGUGGGCAGGGAGGGGAAGGCCGAUGGUCUGGACACCUCCGACACAAAACCGUUCCCCACCCACCUCCUGCUCCCUCCCCCUCGCCCGCCGUUGUAAAAUAAUCAGAAACUUGUUCUAUUUUGUGGCAGUGACAAUAGUUUUAUAUUAAAAGAAAAAAAUACAGUUUUCAUACAGCAAAAUCUAUACAAUAUCAUUGUUUUAUUUAAUAUAAAGAUCGUACCCACCCUCCUUCCAUGGUUCCCACCCUCCAGGUUAUUUUCCCUUUCUGCAGCGGUUGCACUACAGGUAGCUACUGUGUAUUAUGGACAAAUGAGAAAUGAAUUCUUUUUCUGGCUGUCCAUCUUAUUUUAUUUCAAAUAAGGAAAAGUGUAUUUGGAUUUUGUGUAAAUACAUCUAGUGAUGACAUUUUUUCAAUGUUUUUAAAAACUGUGUACAGUACUACAUGUGGUAGAGCGUUUUCUUCAAAUUGUCUAUUGUAGCAAAAAUGUUUUUGUCGUAAACCUGUUUUGUCUCCUUUUUUUUGUUCUCUUGCCACUUCUCUCCUCUUCCUCCCACCCCUGGCUCCCUCCUCUCCCCCCACCCCCACAACUAGUUCCGAUGUACAUAGUAAUUGUAAUGUUUUAGACUUUACAGAAACUUUCCUGUAUUCUGUAUAUAAAAAAACAAAAAUACU
Molecule: messenger RNA, 5254 nt
Organism: Odocoileus virginianus texanus
Lineage: Eukaryota; Metazoa; Chordata; Mammalia; Artiodactyla; Cervidae
Source: RefSeq, a predicted model, not a curated record